This is a messenger RNA of Toxorhynchites rutilus septentrionalis, 3648 nucleotides long. It is a transcript of the gene qua, whose product is annotated as villin-like protein quail. NCBI's taxonomy places the organism in Eukaryota, Metazoa, Arthropoda, Insecta, Diptera, Culicidae. The transcript has 6 exons. Gene Ontology annotation, biological process: actin polymerization or depolymerization; cytoskeleton organization; barbed-end actin filament capping. The record is from RefSeq and is a predicted model, not a curated record. Gene Ontology annotation, molecular function: phosphatidylinositol-4,5-bisphosphate binding; actin filament binding. Gene Ontology annotation, cellular component: actin cytoskeleton; cytoplasm. The coding region runs from base 983 to 3550 and encodes 855 amino acids.
AAAUAUAUAUCUAACCAUUGCGAGCGAGGAUCAGUUGCUGUGAGAAGCUUCAGUUACAUAGCGAAUGAAUGUAUCAUUCGGUUCGAACCAAUCUGAAUCAAAAUUGGCGUAUCGAUUAGCAUAUUCGUGUUUUCGAUCGACACGAUUGAGUGCAACCAAACAGACGGUCGGGUCGCCAGAGGCUGAAGCGAGGGCCACGGAAAAGCUAGCGCGAUCGUGUGUCAAUUUGUGAUUCUUGCUGCUCACUUUCAACCGAUCGAGUGCCAUCCACCAUCCAAUAUCGAGGGGGAACCCGCCAUGACCACGCCGGAUUGAAUGUCCACUUCGCGCGAACUCCGAAGCAGCAAUUCACAGAAUCAGCUGGCGGCGGUGUGUUUGUGCUAUUUUUUUUUUUGUUAUGGUCGUUUCCAUUGUGAUGAUCCAGUUCCAGCGCAAAAGGUGAUGUAUUUCACAGUGCCAUUUCAGUGCGGGGCGGUGGCUUACUACAAUGCACAGAUUACACUUAAAAAAAGAGGAAAAAAGAAUAGUUAUGCUAUGAGAAAAUAAGUUGUCAUUAUAUGUGUGCUGCUGCAGGUGGAGUUUGGAGCGUCGAAAUGUCGCCGAGUUGGAGAUCGUGAAAAAAUCGUACCCCGAUUAGUAUGUGGGUGGCAUCGAGUUGAUGAAAAACGAUUUCACAGUGUUUGGAGGUGCUUGUGCAAAUCAACAUUCUAAAUGUUGGCAAUUAGUUUUCAAGAAUUGAAUGAAAGUGAAAUCGGUGGGUGUUGAAAUCUAAUGACGACUCUGACAGAAAGCAUUUCCCACCCUUAAAACCUUGUUGAAAAUAAUUGUUUCAAAAGAGUUUACUUGUUAUUUGAAAAAAAAAGUGAAGUUAUUUGUCUAACAAGUAACAGGUGAAUGUGCUAUAUGUGAGUUAUAACACAGUAAAAUAGUUGCAUACGGAAACAAUCGUGAUUUCGGGAGCAAUUCAUUGAUUGUACAAACAAUGAGUAAACAAGCACUUAAGGACCAGAAACGGCCCAUCUACGAGGAUAUUAAGACCGACACCGCGUUCCGGAAGAUCAGUCCCAAAGCGAUCGGGUUCUAUAUCUGGCGAAUACAGAAUGACCACGUGGAGGCCAUACCGAGAGAACAGUACGGGACAUUCUACGACGAGAACACGUACGUGAUCUAUUCCGCAUCUCUGGCGGGUACAACGUCCGAUAGGAACACCAUUUGUCGCGAAAUCAAAAGCCCAGGAGCGAUCAUCGAACGUUAUAUUCACUUUUGGCUAGGAGCAAACAUUACAUCGGAUCGCUCGAAGUCUGCCGCGUACAAAAUCAUAGAACUAGAUCUUCAUCUUGACCACAAAACUACACAGUAUCGGGAGAGUCAGGGUCACGAAGGGAUCCGUUUCCUAUCAUACUUCAAAGACGAUGGGAUGCUAAUACAAUCAGGAACGGACUCCUCAACGUAUCCACAGUUCCCACGAUUAUACCAAAUCAAAGGCAAAACCACUCCCCAAUGCAUCCAGCAGAAAGCAAUUACGUGGCAACACUUCAACUGUGGCCAUGUUAUGAUCCUGCAGACACCGACAAUCCUUUUCGUCUGGGUUGGUCGUUCGACGAGUUCGUGCGAACGGAUAUUUGGCCUAAAAAUAGGAACCAAGCUGAAGGACCAAUUCCAGAUCCCGGAGAUUUCCGUGGUGGACGAUGGAUACGAGCAGUCGAUGAGUCCCGCACGGAAGGACAUUUGGAACAGCUUCCUCAGCUUGUCGCAGCGCUUCGUUCAACCGUUGACGCUGGCCCCCUCCAAUGCGGAUGUGGUUCUGAAGCUCUAUCAAUGCGACACAGUAAAUGGGGUGUUCCGGGUGGAGCUUGUUAAAACGGGAUCUUUGGAACAAACAGAUCUGUACGGUAGGGAUAAUAUCUACAUCAUUGAUUACUUUUGCAACGGAGUGUGGAUUUGGAUCGGACGCAGUUCACAUAAGCAAAACAGGGCCGAAGCCAUGCGACACGUUAGGGGUUAUGUCAUCAAGAAAGGAUAUCCUGCCUCCACUCCCGUGGCGCGUGUUAUCGAUGGCCUCGAACCGGCCGAAUUCAUCGACCUGUUCCCGAAUUGGGUGAGCUCGGAUGUUAACGGUAAUUCGAUUAAAACUUUGUCGGAGAAAUUCGACGCCCUCACGCUGAUUCAGCGCCCCAAGCUGGCCGCCCAAAUCCAACUGAUGGAUGAUGGAACCGGUGAUGCGACCGUGUAUCAGAUCGGCGUUGAUGAUGCGAAGGAAAUCCCGAAAAAAUAUGCCAAAACGUUUUACUCCGGCAAUUGCUACAUCGUUCACUACCAGAUAUCUUGCACAUCGGAAAACACCAUCAGCUCGUUGGCGAAUUCAAUCAAGAAUGUGGUUUAUCUGUGGACCGGAUCCAACGCGUCGGCAGAGUAUCGUCAGACAGGGGAAGCAUUUUUGGGGGAGAUGUGUAAUCAUUUGAAGAAACAUGUGGUGCAGGUUAGGAUCAGCGAAGGAAUGGAACCGCCCCAUUUCUUGCAGAUUUUCAAAGGCGGACUUAUAAUUUUCAAUACCAAAAGCCCAAGCCUGGAGGCGAUCACUAACCCCAGGAAGCACCCGAGCAGUUUUGUGCUGAAAGUGGUUGGGAAUUCCACAUACACCUGCAAAGCGGUUCAGGUUUCCAGCAAAACAUUGUACUACCCCGAAGAUUGCUACAUUCUGAAGGCUCCCGACAAUGAAAUUUGGAUCUGGUGCGGACAGUAUUCUACCGGCGAUUCACGCGAGAUGGCCAAAUCAAUCGCAUCCAACCUUGGCGAAUACAAUCUCGUGAUGGAGUCGAACGAAACGGACCAGUUUUUCAGUUCGGUUGGGGAGAAGUUCCUGAAGCAGCUGAAGAAAACCCACGGAACCAUCGUGGCCCCCACGAUGAACGUAGCGAUGACCUGGGAGCGGCAGCGGGUCGGGCUGUACAUGUGCUCGAUAGAGCAGGAAAAAUAUGUACUAAACAAAAUUUUCGGUUUCACACAAAAGGAUCUGCGCCCGGAGAAUAUCUUUCUGCUGGACGCGGGUAAUAUCGUUUACGUUUGGAUCGGAGAGUUCGUUUCGAGUGGCGAUCGGACGCAAUGUUGGGAUUUGGCCAAUCAUUUGAUUACCACUCAUCCGGUGCAGCGGGAUAUCAAAAUGCCGAUUGCCAUCGUCCGACAGGGUGAAGAACCGAUAACGUUUAUUGGAUUUUUCGAACAGUGGGAUAAAAAAUACUACGAGAACUACGUUCCGUUUGAGAAAAUUCGUGCAGAGAUGGAAAUUCCGGGCACACCAAUCCCAGUUCCUCGUGGGUCAGUACACAGCGAUAGUGCCAGCGGGGAUGAUUUCGAUCGUUACCAGAAGUAUCCGUUGGAUAUGCUGCGGGGGGAUCCAACCAAUCUACCCAGCAGUAUUAAUCCAACCCGCAAGGAGAUACAUCUUACCCACGAUGACUUUGUAAACGUGUUCAAAAUGCCUUAUCACGACUUUGAAGAGCUUCCCAAAUGGAAACAGGUUGAGCUGAAGAAGCAGAAUAAAUUGUUCUAGCGAGAGCACCAUUUUCGAUUGAUAUUGCUGUUGCUUCUGAGAAAAGUUGUAUUAUAAAUGUUGGAAUUUUAAUCAAAAUAAACAAAAACACCACCGUA